AUCAAGACCAACUUUGAGAGCAACCUCAACCUGGCCUUGAAGGACUAUAACGUGACUGCGGACCGGCACAGCGAGGCUGUUGAUACCAUCCAGAGAACUCUGCACUGCUGCGGGGUGCAGAACUACUCGGACUGGGAGAGAACUGAAUACUUCACCCAGAGGGGCAUCCCCCGGAGCUGCUGCAAGAGCCAGGACGACUGCUCGCAGGAGGACCUGAAAGACCUGAGCAAGGCCAAGCUGAAAGUGUUUGUGGAUGGGUGCUUUUUCCUGGUAACCUCAACGAUGGAGUCAAAGAUGAGCGUUGUGGCUGGAAUCUCCUUUGGCAUUGCGUGCUCCCAGUUGGUUGGCAUCAUUCUCGCCUGCUGCCUGUCCCGGUACAUCACCAACAAUCAGUACGAGAUGGUGUAG
Nestor notabilis (Kea) is the source of this 408-nucleotide messenger RNA. Its product is annotated as tetraspanin-6-like. Gene Ontology annotation, cellular component: membrane. The transcript is spliced from 4 exons. Lineage: Eukaryota; Metazoa; Chordata; Aves; Psittaciformes; Psittacidae. The annotation marks the transcript as partial. The record is from RefSeq and is a predicted model, not a curated record.